AUGAUGUAUAUUCAUAUCUUGACUCUCUUAAUAUUCGCCUAUUGGAUCAUCAAGAGGGCCGCCGCUUCAACUAAAGAACGACGAUUUGCUCGCCAGACCGCAUGUCAGCCUUGCCCGCGCCUACCGCAAGGAGAAAGGAUCAUUGGUUACUCUCUGUUUAGGCAAGAUGCUGCCAUUGCUCGCCAGGGAAGAUCUUUGCAAGCGGCGCAAGAUCGUUUCCGUUUAUUUGGCGACACAUUCUCUGGAGUCAUCCUGGGCCAAUUCUUCAUCAGCACAAUCGACUCGGAGAAUGCCAAGGCUUUACUGUCGAGCCAAUUCGGCGGUUUCGACAGUGGCAAGAAGAGCCUCUUUGGACCAUUCUUGGGAGAUAGCAUACUGACCACAGAUGGAGCUCCGUGGAAGCAUUCAAGGUCACUGGUCCGCCCACACAUUGGCAGAAGACAGGUGGAGGACUUCAGCAAGCUGGAAAGUUGUGUGCAAAACUUUUUCGCCUGCCUACCCGAUGACGGAUCUACCGUGGAUCUUCAACACCUGUUCUUCCGACUCACAUUCGACAACGUAGUCCAGCUCCUUCUCAAUGAAAACGUGUCUACACUGAACUGCCAGCCAGGAACCCAUCUUCACAGGGUCAUUGAAGCUUUCGACAGCGUGGGGGACUUGAUUAACCGGCGUGCCACGCUUGGUCCCUUGUUGCGCUUCUACCGCGACAAUGCGAUGAGCGGAGCGUGUGAGAUAUUGCACGACUUCGUUGACCAAAUCAUCGAAAAGGCCUAUAGGAAGCGAAAAGCAGCCAAAGGCAGCAAUCCGCCUGACUCAUUCUUGGAUAGCAUUCUCGACAGUACAGAUGACCUAGUGAAGAUUAGGUAUGAAGUAUUGGGCUUGCUCCUCGCCGGACGGGACACGGCAGCCGUUACGAUGAGCACUUUGUUCUUCAUCCUAGCACGGCGGCCUGAUAUAUGGAAGAAGCUUCAGAGAGAAGUAGAUUGCCUUGGUGGGAGGAAGCCGACUUAUAAUGACAUCAAGGGCUUGAAAUAUCUUCGACAACUGAUUGACGAGACCCUUCGGCUAUAUCCCCCGGUACCUGUACUCUUUCGCGCCGCGAACCUGACCACCAUCCUCCCACGUGGCGGGGGUGUGGACAGAAAAUCGCCAGUCCUUGUUCCCAAAGGGACUGUGAUCAGUUGUUCCACCUUUGGCCUCCACCGCCGGCAAGACGUAUAUGGUCGCGAUGCAGAGGACUUUCGCCCGGAGAGAUGGGAGAGCUUGAAUGCCCAUUGGAACUUUUUGCCGUUCAGCGCGGGCCCAAAAAUGUGCCUCGGCCAAACAUAUGCAUAUGCCAAAAUGGCCUAUAUUGUGAGCCGAAUUGCGCAGCAGUUUGAGAGGGUCGAGAAGCGGAGCAAUGAGCCCUGGGCGGAAAAAUGGUCAAUUACCUUGAUGAACGCAUCCGGGACAAAGGUCGGGAUGAUCCCGAAGUCAGCCAAAGUAUAG
Molecule: messenger RNA, 1488 nt
Organism: Trichoderma citrinoviride
Lineage: Eukaryota; Fungi; Ascomycota; Sordariomycetes; Hypocreales; Hypocreaceae
Product: cytochrome P450
Exons: 3
Coding region: 1-1488 (495 amino acids)
Molecular function (GO): oxidoreductase activity, acting on paired donors, with incorporation or reduction of molecular oxygen; monooxygenase activity; iron ion binding
Source: RefSeq, a predicted model, not a curated record